Adelges cooleyi (spruce gall adelgid) is the source of this 6188-nucleotide messenger RNA. RefSeq lists its product as uncharacterized. The transcript is spliced from 9 exons. NCBI's taxonomy places the organism in Eukaryota, Metazoa, Arthropoda, Insecta, Hemiptera, Adelgidae. Bases 356 to 3748 code for a protein of 1130 amino acids. The record is from RefSeq and is a predicted model, not a curated record.
CAGCAGCAGUAGCACGCACGUACAGCAGUCGGUCCGUCGACGAGUUUGGUACACACACGUCGUUGUCGUCAACCGUCAAACAAAUAUACCCGUCGUCGUCGUCGUCCCAUCGUCCAAUCGUCCCAUCGUCCCAUCGUCCCAUCGUCCCUGCGCCGUCGACGGGACGCCACCGCCGCAAGACCCUGUUGGUGGACCUCGACCUAAUCGCGUCGACACACGGUUUAAUUCACGAGCACGGGUUUACGCUUUUAUAGGGGCACGGCCGUUGCCGGGACGGGCGCGCGUAGGGCGUCGCCGACCGACAUGGAGCCUGUCACCACUUCGACGACGUGGGCAACCGUGCCGUUAGUGUGACAUGGACAAACGUGAACACGUGGGGAAAUUGCCUCCGCUGGCCUCAUCCGAAGACCUCAGUGAGGAUUUAUUAUUAGACAGUCCAGACGCAGGUACCAUCAGCAAAUGUUUAGAAGAUAUCCAAGAGGUGCCCAGUACGCCAGCCAAGUCGCUGAGACAACAGACAAUAUGUUUGGGAAUGCCCAACACCCCGAGGAUAGAUAUUUCUCGAGCCAGUAGUUCUUCGCACCACGACGACAGUAGUCCUGAAAGAGAAUUGUUUGUCGACGCCGACGGAAAAUCAGUCGAAUCAGUGAGAUCCGGCUUCGGUUACACCGAAGAAAUAAUACCUGACCUUCACAGCAGUACCGAAGAAUUAAAUUUCCACGACUUAACUGAAUCUGAAAUAAGGAGGCGGCGAUCAAAAUUGCAGCCUCAAUACGCGGUCUCUGAUGCUACUAUGGAUACGGAUUUCGCGGCCGACCGAAGGGAUACAGCUAGCGAAUCCGGUUUUUUGUGCAUAAGUGGUCGUAGCAGCCGUGUGUCUUCUGUAGGCUCUAUACACUCUACUGCUUCCAUAGCAUCAGCAGCAUCUCGAUUAUCCGCCGCAUCGAAUUAUUCCAGAACUUCCAGGGGUUCCUCGCCACACAGAGUUCUCUUGGAGACAUCAUUCUGCGGACCAAAAUCACCUGAACACUUCUCCAACCGUCAGCUACUUUUCAACGACGACGAAGAAGACCUUAGCGAGCCAACGGUUAAGCCCAAACUAGCAGACACGGAAACCCAAACGGAGCCUAGGCCCAAGAAGGUGCAUUUGGAGUCGGUUAAAAGAGAAAUUAAAAGCGAACAAGUCAAAGCCAAAGUAAAGAAAACGUCGAAGCCAAAAGAAAAACGCGUCAUGGAAGAAUUACCAAAAGAAAAGAAAUCAAAGACAAAACCUUCGUCGAAAGUAAAAGUGGUUUUAGACAACCCUAAAACUCAGAAAUUCGUACCUCUAGAAAGUCUCGACGACGACGAUGUAGAAAUCAUUCAGGGCAAUGCGCCCAAACAAAAUCCGGUUGCCAUAUCGUACGAGCAGCCGAAGACGCAAGCGAAGAAAAUAAGCGGAGAGAAUCAAAUUUACAUUCCACUAAAAGGUGAUCCGAACGAAGCAGCAAAUCCUACAAGCCCGAAACGCUUGAAACCGUUUACAAACCCGACACUGUUGAAGUUCAUCAACAGAGACCCGGCUACUAUCGAGUCGUCCAGACGGAUAAGGAGACCUGUGAGAUCAGGAUCACCGGGAAUCAGGGAAGAGUUCCAAAAGUUUAUAGCCUGUGCCGACGAUGAAGCCGACGGCGUACCGGUCAAUCCCGUGAAAUUGCGAAAACAACUGAGCAUCGAAAUGACAAAAAGAAAAUCAAUAGACCAAGACUGUUCUUCCAGGUCCAUAUCGCCGUCGAUAUUCGAAGAAUUUCAAAAGUUCAUAGCGGAACCAGAAGACGGCGACGUCAACGUAACCCGGCUCGAAAACAAAAACCGUUCGUCUGCCAUAUCCAUCACAAGCCGUGAGGUCCAAUCAGUAGUAGGCUCGGGGAUUGCUGCCACAGACAGUGCGAAUAUCGGCCGGUCGUUGUCUCCGUCCAUCCACGAGGAAUUCCAAAAGUUCAUGGUGCAGCCGGACGACGAAGAAAAAGGCGUUAUCCACAACGUGUUACCCCAGUCGGCCUACAAGAUCCCUAUUGAAGGAAGUCCGUCGCUGUCGGCUUCCGGCGUCAACAUCCGGUCAAUCUCGCCGAGCAUCUACGAAGAAUUCCAAAAGUUCAUCGUCGAACCAGAAGGCAACGACAAUUUACUACCGCCACCGCCGCCGAGGAAACACGACCAAGAUCAAGAUCAACCGCGCAGCAGGUCCGUCAGCCCCGGGAUUCUCGACGAGUUCCAGAAGUUCAUCAACGAACCCGACGACGACCUGACUGGUAGGAAAAUAUGCGAUCCUCCGCCGCCGCCCAGAAGCCCCCAGCCGGUAAACGUGCAAGUCCACGACGCCCUGGCCUACAACUCGGUAGUGUCCACCAAAAACGGAGAUGCCAGACCCAAAUUUGAUCCAAAUCUAGUGAAAAUCGUACCGCUAAAAAGCGUAGACGACCCGAACCCGACCGAAACAACGGUUACCGCCGCAUCGUCACCGCAAGAUCAGUACCUCAGGAGGCGAUCCGAGUCUUCCAGGGAGGCCAGACCAAAAACCGGUACCGUGGAAAAAUCCGCCAAAGAACGGAGGGGCUCCAGCCGUUCGUUGUUCGGAUCGCUACUGCAACGGGCCAGCAGUUUUAGGGGAUUAAACAGAAAGUCCCCGAAGCACAAGAGCACGUCGGAUUUCGCGGACAUCGAUCCGAAGUUUACAAACGUCGAGUUCAAAUUCAGACAGGAAGUGACGGAAAACGACUCCGUCAUCAUUCCUUUACAUUCGCCCAACGACAGUCCUGACGAGCUGAGCGAUUCGGAAUCAAACGUCACUAAAGCGGUCGUUCACGUGUCGUACAAUCCCAACCAAGAGGAAACGGAUAAGCAGAGUACUCAAAACUCGCCCACUGCCUCAGGGAAAAUUCUUCAAAGAGAAUUUGCUACCGUCGUCAGUUGUCCUGUCGAUAUCCAAGUAGGCGACUACUCCAAAGAAAUGACGUUAAACCCGAAACCUUUGUCACCGCUGUCAUGCCUACCAAACAGGUCGGUGGAUCUGGUGAAAUCCAACGAUACAUCACCUGAUUCCGAAUCCACGUUGACCAUUAUCGGAACCGAAGAAGAAAAGAAAAAAUUGUUUGGUCAACCCGAAUCGGUCGAAGAAGAACUACCCAUCGUACCGACAACUCUUCCACAAGAAAGGUCUAUGGCCGCACCCAUCGUACCCGUCAGACACCGAACCGCUGCCCCGAAGACCUGCUCGCUGGAGAGACCAGUCAAGUGCAGUGUACCUAAAGUUGACUUAUCCGUUGGGCUGGAAACCUACGCUGUUUCGGCUGCAUUCGAGGAGGCAACCGUAGUUUCGGGGAAACUUCAAAUCAAACUUCCACAGUUCAAAAAAACGCCCGUCCAAGUGAUAAUGUCGACGUGUUCCGUUGUCGUGGCCGCAGAAGAGCCCGUCGCUGGCCGUCGUCGAAGAGCCCGCAGUAUGAACGCGGCGUUCACGUCGCCGCCGCCGCAGCCGCAGCAACAACACUGUGGCCGCGGCCGCUACUACUGGACGGAUUUCAGCGACAGCUGUGGCGACAAGCCCAAGUCGCCGAUGAAAAUCACCGCCCUGCCCGCGUCGCUGCAGCCGCAACAACGCAGAACGACGUCGCACACCUUGGACGGGUCCGCCGGCGGACGGUGCGGGUGCGAUUGCCACCACGACCUGUGGCCUGCCGUCUCGAGGAACCGAAGCGACACCACCUAAAUGGGUGCAUUCGGACAAACACCACUUUUGAGUAUUACCAAAAAAUGUACCAAACAGAUACAACAAAAAAAAAACGUUAAUUACCUCUUCAAAAUCGUCGUCCCUAUUUCCAUUUAUUUUAUUUUAUAUUAUAUACAUAUACAUAUAUAUAUAUAUAUAUAUAAAUUAUUAUUACAUUACAUUUGCAAGUAAAAAAAUUUAAAAAAACGAUUUUAAAAUUCCAUUUUGUGGUCAUUUAUUAUUAUAAAAAUUGGGUCACGUUCAAACUAACAAAAAUACAAAAAAAAACACUGCCAAUCUUAAGUUUAAAAAAAAAAAACCAUUUUAUAGCUAAAUAUAUAUAUUAUUAUAAAAACAGAAAGAAGAGCGGAUGACGUUUUGUAAAAUAAAAAAACAUCUAAUACACAUUUUUAUGUGAUAAACACAUGAAUACACUCGUACUUACUCUUCCUGGUGGCAAAUUUUCACGUUAUCGACGUUGAGCCUAUAUUUAAAACGUUUGUACUCGAUUUGGUUAAUCGACAAAAUUGGUAUAGUUAUGUUAACUAACAACAUCUCUAAUAAAAUCACAAAUUGUACAAAAUAUAUUGUAAUAAACGAAUACAUACAUACGAUUUACGUUAUUACUUAUUAAACAAAUUGAAUGUAAUGAUUUCAUAGACUUUUUUUGUAUAAUAAUAUAAUGUUUUAGACGCAUAUUAAAGGGAAAAAAUUCAUCCAAUAGUUCUUUAGGGGCCAUCGCGAAAAGAACUAGUUUUUUUUUUCUUUUUUGUAUUAAUGUAUUUAUUCUAAAAUAAUAAUACAAUACCAAGUGCUAUAUUAUAAUGUUAAGUGUACACGCUUGUAUUCCAACCGGAAAAAUUAUUGUAAUUUUGUUUGUUUUACAAUAAUAUUAGAGUUUAUUCGGUUUUUUUCAUAAUAAUAAUAUUAUAUUAUAUUGUAAUAUUUUCUACAUUUUAUUCCCCAUAGUUUUUAUCUUUGCUCGUACGUUGUUGUUGUUGUUAUUGUUGUUGUUGUUAAAUGCAUUUUACCCGUUAAGAGUUUCCGGUUUAAGAAAAUCACAUAAAUUCCAAAAGGGGGUUGACUACAAUACAUUAAGGAGGGUCAGGGGUUGACUAUGGUAUAAGGCGUGGUCAAUAUAAAUUCACUUAAUUGGUUUUUCCGUUAUUUUAUAAAUUAUUAUUAUUAUUAUAUUCUUAGAUGUUGUAAUAGAAAAUAUAAUAUAGAGUUGUGUGCCUACCCAAACGCUCUUUAAAAUAAUAUGUAAUUUUAUUAUUGAUAUUUUACUAAUAAUAACAAUUUGUAUUAUUUUGUCGUUAAGUUUUUUUUUUUUUUGCAUUCUAGACUUUCUAAACCAAAAGUAAAUAUACAUUAUAUGCCUAGAACAAUAGACGUUGAUUAAUUAGGACGUUAAUUUUGUACUUGUUUAUUAUAUUAUUAUAAUAGAUUUAGUGAAUAACCCAUUUUCCCUUGAUUUACUAUAUUGUAUUGUUAUAAGUUUUUAAUAUGUAAGUUAUUCACGGAAAUACUUGUUGGUUUUUUUUUCGUUCACUUUAUGAAAUGAUAAAUAUUAUUAUAAAUAAUAAUUGAUUAGAAGCUGUUGCGGGUGGCAAACCUCGCCUUGUAUACCUACUAUAAAAUUGUGCUUUCACUUAUUUUUCAAUUAUUUACUAUGUAACCGUAUAUUAAUUGUUAUCUACUGACAAAAUAUUUACAUGAACAGAGCAAAAUCAAUUAGAAAUUCAGUGGCGCCCUUACAGAUAAUUAAUUAUUUGCAAUGAAUAGUUUUUUUUUUUAAGAAAUUUGGCGAGGUAAUAUUAUAUUUUGUAUCGUCACUUUUCUAUUCUAUAAAAUAUAAAAUCAUAUUGUCUAUGGGCUAGUACAAACAGUAUUAUGACUAUCUAUAAUGAUUAGUUUAAAAAGAGAAAAAUAAAAGGCUUGUAAAUCGAAUACCUACAUUUCUAUUGUGGCACGCCCGAAGUAGAAAUAAACGUUGAAAUUUAAACUACACAAAAUGCAUCGUUGUAGAAAAAUCGAUUACUGAUAGAUAAUAAUAUCUAUGUGUAUGUAAUUGUAGUUUAAAAACUCAACAUUUGUUGUAGAAACGUUGAUAAGAUGUGUAUUAUUAGAGGGAAAUUGUUUAAUGAAAAAUAAACCCUAGGCGCCACUGAGGUCUUAAAUUUGUUUUCCUUCUAAUUUUAAUCAUUAAUGUAUUUUUUGUUAUUCGUUUUUUAACUUACCGAAACAAAAUGGUUAUUGUUGGAAUCGUCAAGCCGCUUCGCUGUUGACGGCGACGUGCACGACUGAUUUGUUUCCAUUUUUUUUUUUUUUAAACCUUGUUACGACGAAAAAAACCCUGUUAUUUUAUACUGUUGUUAUUAAUAAUUAUUAUAUGAAUUACGUACGUGGAACAUUAUACAAUAAAGCAAAGAAAAUCUAC